UCGACUUCAGAAAAAAAUCAAAACAUAAACUGAUGCAUUAAAAUUAGGCCACAAAAUUAAUGCCAAACAACCACAUUUGUCAAAUCUUUUUGUUUCAUCAAGUAUCCAAAUGUCCAAAAAUUCCAAAAACUUAAAAACAGAUUUAUUGAGAGGGAAGCUUGAAAAAAUGAAAAUCCAAAACUAAAAACAAAAAACAGCAACUCAGGAGGGAAAAAAUCAAAUGUAGGAUACACAGAAUUUGAGAGGGAAGCAUGAUAAAAAUGAAAAUCCAAAACUGAAAACAGAAAACAGCAACUCAGGAGGAAAAAAAAUCAAAUGUAGGGUACACAGAAUUUGAGAGGGAAGCAUGAAAAAAUGAAAAUCCAAAACUGAAAACAGAAAAAAGCAACUCAAGAGGGAAAAAAAUCAAAUGUAGAGUACAUAGAAUUUGAGAGAGAAGCAUGAAAAAAAAUGAAAAUACAAAACUAAAAACAGAAAACAGCAACUCAGGAGGGAAAAAAAUCAAAAAUCCUCUAUAUAUGCUCUAUCAAUUGCACACAUUAAUUGCACAUCAAACAAACACAAUGGGUAAAACAAAAGAUGUUACUCCACAUCAAAAAAACCCAAAUUAUGCAAAAAGUCCUCUCUAUCAUCAACAAAAAAGGAAGAUCAGAGCUUGGCACAAUCAACAAACUAGCUACUAAAUUUCAACUUUGUAAGAAAACCAUAAUAAGGUUAUGGAAGGAAGUUCAAAGUCAAAUCAACACCAACCAACAGUAAUCAACUUGGGGAUUAAGAGGAUUGGAAGAGAACCAAGUAACAAGAUUCAAUUCAAUGAUGACAAAUUCAAAGCAAUCAAAUGUGAACUCAAGACAACGCAACAUUCAGUGGCAAAACAAAUGGGGUCUCACAAUCAACUGUAUUUAGAUGGAAGAAGAAGAAAAUCAUAAGGAAGCACACAAAUCCUCUAAAACCUGCCCUUACUGAAAAAAAUAAGUUGCACAGGUAUGCGGCCUUUUAUAAGUCAGGAGCCUGCAAAGAGGAGCUCAAAGAACAGGAGGAGGGGAGAAUUAGAAAGUAAGCCAAUUCAAUCAAUCACUAAAGAGCAUAUGAGGGCAAUGCUCAUAACCAAUGUCAUACCGACAAUUAGAGCUAAAUGGCCUAGUAUGCUUUCAAAAGACAUUAUCAUUCAACAAGAUAAUGCAAAACCUCACAUAGCACCUUAUGAUAAGGAAUUUGUUGAUGAAGCAACAAAAGAUGGAUUCAAUAUCCAACUUGUGCAACAACCACCAAAUUCACCUGACAUGAAUGUGUUAAAUCUUGGUUUCUUUAGAUCUAUUCAAGCAUUACAAUUUCAAAAGGCAGCAUACAAUGUAAGACAAUUAUUAAGAGCUGUGAAUUUGGCAUUUGAGAAUUUAAAUCCUCAGUCUUUGAGAUUUGUGUUCAUAACCUUACAAGCUUGCAUGAUUGAAGUCAUGAAAAGAAAAGGUGGUUUUGACUACCACAUACCACACAUGAACAAAACCAAACAAGCAAGAGAUCGAACAUUGCCAGAUUAUUUGUCAGUUGACAAAGUCUUGGUUGUUGAUUCACUUCAACACUUGCUAACUAAGGUGAGCAUUGAAAUAAUUAAUGAAUUGGUCCAAAUGAUUGGGUUUCAAGGGGAUGUUCAAGUUAGUGAACCACAACUUCAAGUCACACAAGGCAGAAUUCGCAUGGACAACAACAACCAAACAUCUAGCAACACAUAA
Messenger RNA from Amaranthus tricolor (Joseph's coat), 1730 nucleotides. RefSeq lists its product as uncharacterized. The record is from RefSeq and is a predicted model, not a curated record. The transcript is spliced from 2 exons. Bases 987 to 1730 code for a protein of 247 amino acids. Lineage: Eukaryota; Viridiplantae; Streptophyta; Magnoliopsida; Caryophyllales; Amaranthaceae. Gene Ontology annotation, molecular function: nucleic acid binding.